Messenger RNA from Amaranthus tricolor (Joseph's coat), 718 nucleotides. RefSeq lists its product as uncharacterized. The transcript is spliced from 4 exons. Gene Ontology annotation, biological process: mRNA splicing, via spliceosome. NCBI's taxonomy places the organism in Eukaryota, Viridiplantae, Streptophyta, Magnoliopsida, Caryophyllales, Amaranthaceae. Bases 163 to 426 code for a protein of 87 amino acids. The record is from RefSeq and is a predicted model, not a curated record. Gene Ontology annotation, cellular component: U2 snRNP; precatalytic spliceosome.
AAAAAAACCGUUUAAAAAUAAAAGUCAAAUAUAACUUCGGGAUGGAGGAAUAUUAAAUAAGGUAAAUUAUGCUUCUAUUAGAAAUUUAGAGUAAGUGAACGCAUAGAAAAACACAUUUUGAAAUCAUUGUAAAGAUCGUCGAUUUCCCGGGAAAUCGUCAAGAUGCAGGCCAGUGAUAGAUUUAACAUCAAUUCCCAACUCGAGCAUCUUCAAGCAAAAUAUGUUGGUACUGGACAUGCAGAUUUGAACAGAUUUGAAUGGGCUGUUAACAUUCAACGUGAUAGUUAUGCUUCCUACAUUGGGCAUUACCCUAUGCUUGCUUUUUUUGCUGUUGCAGAAAAUGAAUCCAUUGGAAGAGAAUGCUACAACUUCAUGCAGAAAAUGUUGUUACCUUGUGGCCUUCCUCCUGAAAGAGAAGAUGAUUAGAAUCUAAUCAGAUAGACUAGCUAAAGUGCACUUGGCAUCGUCUUUUUCAUGUUUACCGAAAAGCAUUAUGGUUGCACCAUAGCGACAAUUGUUGUACGAGUUUGAGACAGAAGAUGUUUUGUUUGUUAGAGUAGAAAGAGGGGUUUUAUGCUUGAACUGCUUGAGAUGAAUGGAACAAGUUUAGACAUGGAAGUAAGGUGUUUACGAACUGAUGUAUCCUUGGAUUAUGGUUAUGUAAACAGUAUUUCAUUCCAUUUCAAAACAUUGAUUUGCUUAUUUUCGUUUAUUAUUA